UCUACCAAUGCUGCUCCCACGUGUGGCCGGGGCGCCCUGUGGGGGGACGGCAGUGGGGCCCCGUCGCCCCAGCCCUCCCCAUCGCGCGCAGGUUUUCCAGCGAAGGAGUGACGGCUCUGUGGACUUCUACCGGGACUGGGCCGCGUACAAGCAGGGCUUCGGCAGUCAGCUGGGAGAGUUCUGGCUGGGGAAUGACAACAUCCACGCCCUGACCGCCCAGGGAAGCAGCGAGCUCCGGGUAGACCUCGUGGACUUUGAGGGCAACCACCGAUUUGCCAGGUACCAGUCAUUCAGGAUGGAGGACGAGGCAGAGAAGUACAAGCUGGUCCUGGGAGCCUUCGUCGAGGGCAGCGCAGGUGAUUCCCUGACGUCCCACAACAACCACAGCUUCUCCACCAAAGACCAAGACAACGACAAAAAUACUGCAAAUUGUGCCGUGCAGUACCAGGGGGCCUGGUGGUACGCCAAUUGUCAUGUGUCAAACCUGAACGGUCGCUACCUUGGGGGGCCCCACGAGAGUUUUGCAAACGGCAUCAACUGGAGGUCAGGGAAAGGGUACAACUACAGCUACAAGGUGUCGGAGAUGAAGGUGCGGGCCACCUAGGGCGGGGCCGGCCGGCCAGAGCCCUCCCCAGGAAGGGGACGCGGACCUCCGCGUCACUAUCCUCCUGGGAGCAGAAGAGCCGCACCCUGUCCCCUGGGCAGGAGGCUCUCGCUCUGUGCCUCCACUGACUUCCAACCCUUCUGUCCCACUCACGAGGAUAAGAGAAAAUGCUAAUCCAGAUCUUGCCAGACACACAUAUUCUCAAUAAAGACACUUGCU
Messenger RNA from Physeter macrocephalus (sperm whale), 823 nucleotides. RefSeq names its product ficolin-2-like. Lineage: Eukaryota; Metazoa; Chordata; Mammalia; Artiodactyla; Physeteridae. Gene Ontology annotation, biological process: complement activation, lectin pathway. The record is from RefSeq and is a predicted model, not a curated record. Gene Ontology annotation, molecular function: signaling receptor binding; carbohydrate derivative binding; antigen binding. Bases 8 to 604 code for a protein of 198 amino acids. The transcript has 3 exons.